AUGGCUUUACUGAAAGAAAAGCUAAAGCUGUUCUUUGAAGUAAAUAAGGAAAAGAUUCAUUGUGAAGAAGUUUUAGUUGCAAUGGGCAAUGAGGCAUGUGACCUUGAUUCGUUUAUAAGCUCUCUGGUGGUUGCAUAUGCAGAAGGUGCUGUCCACGUUGUUAACAUGAGAAAGGAGGUUUUUGUAGCAAAGGGGGAAAUUAUGUGGGUCUGUAAAGAGUUUGGAAUAGACGUAGAUGACCUAAUAUUCCUAGUCAAGCCAACACUACACUUUUCUUCAAAGGCAAGAAAGAUAGGAGCAUAUUUUGAUUCUGGAGAGAAGGAGUAUCCCGUGUGUGGUAAGAAAAUAAAGCUUCUCCUUACAGACCACAACCAGCCUGCUGAGGAACUUGAAGAUUGUGAAAUUGAGUUAAUCAUAGACCAUCAUAUGGUUGAAAGGAGUGUUUCUCCUGCAAAAAGAAUAUACAUCGAUCUGGAUGUCGGAUCUGCAACCACAUUAGUUUCAAAGUAUCUUGGAGAGGAUCUGGCAAGAAAGAACCAUUCUCUCCCAUCUUUUACAAAGUCUCAGAAAGAUAAAGAGACCCUUUGCUCGGCCUUUGCUAAGCUCCUUCUUAUUCCGAUUCUCAUGGAUACCGGCUUCUUAAAGAAACGCACAAGUGUAUUCGAUAUGGCUGAAUAUAGGAGGUUGAAAAGGUUGGCAGAUGUAAAGAAAAAGAAAUUGAAAGGAAUAAUAAGGGCUUUGAAGAAUGCUAGGAAGAAUGACUCUGGACAGGAGACAGGCCUUAUACUUCAGAAGGAUUUCAAAACCUUCCAUUACAGGGACUUCUUCUUUGGAGGAUCCACUGUGAAGUAUCCAUUUGAGGAUUGGGCGGACAGAGAGGGAAGGAAUAUCAGUAGGAUUCCCGAAGAGAAAGCAGGGAUAGCCUUGAUGGUGGAGAUAGAGAGUUUCAGGAAGGCAAUGGGGCUAGACUUUUUCUUUGUGGCAACCAAGGCCAAGGGCUCCAGAAAUAUAAUCUUUGCAAACUUUCCUUUUGCAAGGCAGAUAGCCGCUAAGAACCAGAUGAAGAGCAUCGACUACAAAGGGUUAGAGUAUUAUUCUGCAAGUAAGAAUCUAACAAGAAAGUUACUUGUCCCUGAGAUAAUCAAGGCCAUUGAUGGGUACACACAUGGCCCAAAUAAAAAUAAAGAUUUAUAG
Molecule: messenger RNA, 1194 nt
Organism: Encephalitozoon romaleae SJ-2008
Lineage: Eukaryota; Fungi; Microsporidia; Unikaryonidae
Product: inorganic pyrophosphatase/exopolyphosphatase-like protein
Exons: 1
Coding region: 1-1194 (397 amino acids)
Cellular component (GO): cytoplasm
Molecular function (GO): exopolyphosphatase activity
Source: RefSeq, a predicted model, not a curated record